Orbilia oligospora ATCC 24927 is the source of this 1179-nucleotide messenger RNA. RefSeq lists its product as uncharacterized. The transcript is spliced from 3 exons. Lineage: Eukaryota; Fungi; Ascomycota; Orbiliomycetes; Orbiliales; Orbiliaceae. The record is from RefSeq and is a predicted model, not a curated record. Bases 1 to 1179 code for a protein of 392 amino acids.
AUGCUGGACCUCCGCAAGCGGGCGUUCGACGCCGUCGCAUCGGCCGUCAUGGCCUCAUCCAACCCCGGGAACGAACAGCCCGAACCUAUCAACGUCUUCGCCAUCAUCUUGUUCAUGGUGACCCUCAUUUUCGCUGCUGCUGGGUUUAUUCUGUUCGACUAUACAUUCCAAGUCGUCAAGAUUCUCACUAUCGUCGAGGACCUCCCUUCGGACUACGAUCUAGCUCCAGCAUACGAUCCUAUCGACGGCGACUCAGAACCCGAAGACGGUGCUCCACCACACUACCGUGAUGACGCCGAAAUACACGCGGAGAGCCCGACGGCACUUAAAAUUGCCCCGGGUCUCUACCUUGGCGGCUCACCUGAUGUUCAUGGGAAAUAUAUUACUUCUUCGUUCCGAAAGGCUAUCUUGUACCUCCGACACGAAGCCGGCUUCUGGUCUGCAUGGAGGGGUUUUAGCGUGAAUAUCGUAUACUCGAUCGCUGCGUCUUGUGUGAAUGGUAUUUUCUUGAGCAUGUUCCCCUUCCCUUUCGGGAGGUACAUCUCCGGUGUUUUUGUAAUGUUGGCCGUUAGUCCUUUGAGUCUGGUUCACACACACAUCAUAAUCGCACCACCAACCAAGGAAACCUGGUUCGGUCGUCUCUCCCGUCUCCCCUUCCGAUCCAUCCUACACACCCUCCCAGCCGCCCUUUUGGUCGCAAUCACCGGCCAAGCAACCUAUGCUUUCCCAGAUCUAAUGGUCAAAGCCUUCGUUCCAUCCCGUGCAUUCGACGAUCCACCACCACAAGGCGACAACCCAUACCAAAGCAUGCUGACACCGCUCCAAUGUCUUGCCAUCUACUCUGUUUUCCUAGCCAGUCAUGUAUUCCUAUUCAUCCCAUCGAUGAUCAUCCUGUACAGAGUUCAAGCUUCGGUGUAUGCGUCCACGGAGGAAGCUAUUAUCCCGUUUGAAAGGUUGGGACCACAGACUAUUUUGCAAGCGUGGAAGAGUUAUACCUGGGAAGGCAAGAAGAGGUUGAUUCGAUUGUAUGCCCGAGUUAUGCCGUUGGUAUGGUUGGCGGCGUUUGGAGUGGGGACGUUGUUGUUCUUUGAGAUGAGGUGGGUUAUGGGGGCUAAGGGACAUGUUUUGGAUGCCAUUUUGAAGACGUGGUUGAGGAACCAGUACGGCAGGGCUCCUUAG